Molecule: messenger RNA, 1578 nt
Organism: Prunus mume (Japanese apricot)
Lineage: Eukaryota; Viridiplantae; Streptophyta; Magnoliopsida; Rosales; Rosaceae
Product: Exostosin family protein
Molecular function (GO): glycosyltransferase activity
Source: RefSeq, a predicted model, not a curated record
CUCACUCUAAAAUAUCCACCAUAAAUAAAAUUUAUAACCCAUUUCCUCCAAUCUAUCUCUCUCUCUCUCCUCCCCCAUCUUUCUCUCUCUGCAUCUCUCCAUGGCCUCCAACAAGUCCACUUUACUAAUCCUCUUCUUCUCCAUCUCCAUAACCAUACAAUUCCCAACAAAAACAAGCUCAACCCAAAUCCCCACCAAUCCUGAUCAUCAGCAAUCAGACUCGGACUGCACCAACCGUUGGAUCCACAUCAGACGGCUGCCGCCCGUCUUCAACCUCGAUCUCCUCUCAAACUGCUCCGGCUACCCAUUGUUCGACGACUUCUGCCCUUACUUGGCCAACCAUGGCCUGGGCCAGAAAACCCACAACCUCUCCCACAGCUGGUACCGGACCGACCCGUUAAUGCUGGAGCUCAUUUUCCACCGUCGGAUGCUCGAAUACCCAUGCCUCACCGCAGAUCCCCAGGCCGCCGACGCCAUCUACCUCCCUUACUACGCCGGCAUCGACGCCCUCCGCUACCUGUACGGCCCAGAUUACAACUCCAGCUCCGAGCAGGGCCUCAAUCUGUUCGAGUUCUUGACCACCGACUCGCCCGAGUCGUGGAAUCGGAAAAUGGGUCAUGACCAUUUCAUGGUUCUGGCCCGACCCGCUUGGGAUUUCUCUCAGCCGCUGGGAAACGACCCGUUUUACAAUGUGACGGCUUUGACGGUCGAAGCUCGCGCCUGGCCCUGGCAGGAGCACGCCGUGCCUUACCCGACGUCGUUUCAUCCGCCCAAUUUGUCUCUGUUGGAGAGCUGGGUGCAGAGGGCGAGGAGGUCUCGGCGCACCACGCUUAUGAUGUUUGCCGGCGGUGGAGGGGUUGGACGUAAUCCCACCAUUAGGAGGAGCAUUAGAAAUGAGUGUGAAAAUAACACCAUGAACAAAAAUGUCAAAAAUGUUAACAAUGUGGGCAUGUAUGGAAGUGGUGCUGGUGGGUUUUCAAAGCUCUGUGACGUUGUAGAUUGCUCUAAUGGGAUUUGUGAGCAUGAUCCCAUUCGGUUCAUGAGGCCGAUGUUGCAGGCAAGUUUUUGUUUGCAGCCUCCUGGGGACACCCCGACCAGGCGGUCCACCUUCGACAGCAUUGUUGCCGGCUGCAUUCCCGUGUUUUUUGAGGAAUCGUCCGCUAGGGCGCAGUACCGGUGGCACCUGCCAGAGGAUCAGUUCGGGGAGUUUUCGGUGUUUAUAGCCAAGGAGGAUGUGGUGUUCAAGGAGACACGGAUUUUGGAUGUGCUUAGGAGCAUACCAAGAGGGAAAGUCAGGAGAAUGAGGGAGAGAGUGUUGGAGAUGAUACCAAGAAUUCUGUAUAGGAAGCAUGGAAGUUCAAUCUGUUUGAGAGCCAAGAAAGAUGCUUUUGAUAUUGCAAUUGAAGGUGUCUUGCAGAAGAUUAAAUCUAAAGGUCAAGUUUUUGCUCAGUGACCUACCUGAGAUUUUGCCUUUUCUUCUUGUCAUUCUGUAAUUGUAAUUAUUAAUUUGUUUGUCUUUGUACUUAGUUAUUAAACCAAUUCUGCAGUAUAAGAUAAAUUUGAACUCUGUUCUCUCUA